AGAAGUCUGACACUUACAUUUCUCCUUAGACACUGCAAUAUGGAUUCCAAGGAAUCCUUGAAUCUUCAACAGAACCGCAUGUUCGAUGACUACUCAGAUCCACCGCCUGCAUAUUCGCCUGCGCGUGCUUCAGUCGCGUCCUCAGAAGCGUCCCUCUGGACCAUCGAGCCGGAUUUCCCCCCCGAGUUUACAAACGACUCGCGGGAGCUGGACUACUGCUUUGCUCCGCAAAAAGAUGGCAAGUUCGGUAUCAACGCGGACAUCACUUCGCGCACGUCUGCCUUCAUCCAGGCGUUCAUGCGGCCGAGCACGCAGGCUCGGUUGGUGAGUGUAGGGUUGAAUCGGAGCGAGUCUGGAGAGAGCAGCAGCAUUCCUUCGAGUGGUGAACCCCAAUCAGAAAUCCCUAACCCGCCACCAUUGGACGUCGUGGUGAUGGUUGUCGACGAAUCCAUUGAUCCAUUCAUAAGCAUCGCAAAACAACUCCAACAAGACUCCCAUCGCGUCCGGAUCGCUGCAGAUGUCUCAUGCGCAUCUCGAGUACGAAGUCACGGACUGGACUUCUUUGCCAUCCCCCCCAUCUCCUCCGCCCCUCGAAGCCAGAGGGCAGCCGAUGGUCGGACUGUCAAAUCGGCUGAUAACCGAGCGAGCCAUCCCCGCAACCUUCGCUAUUCCCUCUUCGAAGCAUACAAAAGAUGCUGGCAAGCCUGCAUUGCACCAUACCAAGACGAGGCCCGUCCCUUCAUGGCGGACGCGAUUAUCGCCACCCCAACCGCGCAUGCCCACAUCCACUGCGCAGAACGUCUGUCGAUCCCGCUGCAUAUCAUGUCCGCGACGCCCCAGAGCCCUACCAAAGCCUUCCCGCAUCCUAGAGCGCGUCUGGAUCCCAACGAGGAUAUCGAUCGGCCAACUGCAAAUAUCCUGUCUUAUGCGUUCAUUGAGGAGUCGACGUGGCGUUUAAUCCUGGAGCCCCUCAAUAUCUUCCGACGACAAGUCCUUGGGUUGAUGAGCAUUUCACCCACCGUGGCGGGGAGGCUGAUGAUCGACCAGGAGAUUCCACAUACGUACUUCUCUUCGAGGGUUCUGGUUCCGAAGCCGAGAGAUUGGGCUCUCAAUUAUGAGAUGUCCGGCUAUAUUUUCCACGAGCCUGAAGAGUCCUACCGCCCACCAAAGGAUCUUGACAACUUCAUCUCGUCGGGCGCAGCACCGAUUCAUCUCACGAUGCGGGACACUAGCAUGCUGGACUCGGAUCUGCUGGCUACAGUCAUUCAAGAAAAUAUCCUAUCACGUGGGCUUCGGAUUGUUGUCUCCGAAGAGUGGCGGCAUGUCUGUGCGAAGCUGGACAAUCCCAAUGUAUACGUUGUCAACUCCAGUGCCAGCGACUGGCUACUCCCCAGAGUAUCCCUAAUCAUCCACAACGGGAGCAUAGACGCCACGAAAACGGCUUUACGGCACGGUAAACCAAGCGUGGUCAUCGCAGAGACCGACGACCACCUGGCAACCGGCCAGACCCUCGCGAAAAUCGGCGCCGCCGCCUCGCCACUACGCGCCAACGAGCUCACCUCCGAUGCCCUCUCCCAGGCGAUCGCCUUCUGCCUCCGCGCCGACGUCCAACAGACCACCCGAGCGAUCCAGCGACAGCUACUCGACGAGGCCGGGGCCGCCAGCGCCAUCAAGCUCUUCUAUCGCCGGCUGCCUCCGCAGGUCCAACCCUGCAGCAUGACCAAGCAGGACGUGGCGAUGUACCAGAUCUGGAACCGACCGUCACAGGCGAUCUCAGCGGAGGCGGCGGCCGUCCUGCUGCAGGAGCAACGCAUCAAGCUUACGGAUCUCGUGCUGAUAUCUCGGUGCCCAUAUAACAUCCCAUCCACGCAAACUGCGUCCGAACGUCCGGCCAAAGAUUAUUGGAAUGGAUUCUCCCACGCCGCAAAGGACAUCGUCAGUGCCUCGGAUCUGGUCAGCAAGGUCCCUGGGCUGCGGAAGAAGGAUUCGAUGGCCGACGGCGGCGAUAAACCCCGAAGUGGGGGCAGGCCCAACCUCGCGAAGGACGUCGGGGUCGGAACCGCCCGGUUCUUCGGGAAUAUUGCUCUGCUUCCAUUCACCAGUACCGCGUUGGUGGUCAAUAGCGUUGCGUAUGGGGUCAAGAGUGUGAAGGCACACAGGCAGAACAGCAGUCGCGAGGAAGAGAUCCCCACCGAAGCACUGGAUGCGACUCGGGAAAAGGAAUCAGGCUCGUCAGUCGCAGGACAAGCAAAACGCGAUUCUCCGGAGGGAUCCUCCGCUGCGAACCAGAUCCAGCUCAGGAACGAGGAGCACGUGGAGGCGAUCUGCCGGCGGCAUUUGGAUCGUGGGUUUCGGAAUGACAAGAUCCAUAACCUAGAGUUUAGGGGGAAUGUGGUUGAUGUUUAUGAAAGUUUUUAGAGUGAGAGGGCGGGGCUGGCGUUGAUAGAUAUAGAGUGUUUUUGG
Messenger RNA from Aspergillus uvarum CBS 121591, 2463 nucleotides. Its product is annotated as glycosyltransferase. Bases 40 to 2418 code for a protein of 792 amino acids. Gene Ontology annotation, molecular function: UDP-glycosyltransferase activity; hexosyltransferase activity. Lineage: Eukaryota; Fungi; Ascomycota; Eurotiomycetes; Eurotiales; Aspergillaceae. The transcript has 11 exons. The record is from RefSeq and is a predicted model, not a curated record. Gene Ontology annotation, biological process: carbohydrate metabolic process.